AUGAGCAAGAAGGCCACCAUCCCAGAUGCCUGGGAUGACGAUUGGGAAGCACAGGCAGAUAAGGCAGAUGUGGCAGAGACGUCGAAGGCCGAGGAACAAGCAAAGAUCUCCAAGGCUGAGCGCUUAGCAAGGCACGCCGAAACGAACAAGAAGAUUUGGGAAUCUGCGGAAGCACCAGAGACCUUCCACUUCCUAGCAGCGCGCGACAAUGUGCCUCUUAAGCAAGAAUUCAAGCCAGCGCUCAAAGUCCUGAGUCGCAAGCCCGUAGUCCAGCGCAUUGAUCCUGUUACUGGACUUGCUAAGAUGACCUUAGAUGAUGAUGACGAUGAGGAGGAGCAGAAGAAGGACCAGCCUACGCCCGAAGAGCUGCGAUUGAAGGCGCAACGCGAACGGGAGGAGAAACAGAGAAGGUAUGAUGAAGCUCGCGCAAGAAUCUUGGGCUCUCCGUCAGGUAGUUCAACGCCUCGUACUGCUACACCACCAAUGGAAGAUGGGAGACCAAAUAGGGGCAAGGGUCGAAGCAGAGGUGGCGACAGAGGAGGUGACAGACAAGAGAAUCGGCGGCCAGCGAGUCAAUCAGGUACCAAGGAGCUAUUUGAUCCCAAUUAUACCCCGAAGCCGGUUACACUACAAAGGCGCAAUGGAGAUUCUUCACAUUCGGGACGAUCAACAUCACGGGACGAGGAGCAAGUCAUUCGAGCACCCAGAGGACCCGAUGGAAGCGGCAGGGGAGGGUUUGGAUUCGCAAACAGGGGCGCCAGAAAGAGUUGA
This is a messenger RNA of Amorphotheca resinae ATCC 22711, 771 nucleotides long. RefSeq lists its product as hypothetical. Lineage: Eukaryota; Fungi; Ascomycota; Leotiomycetes; Helotiales; Amorphothecaceae. Bases 1 to 771 code for a protein of 256 amino acids. The record is from RefSeq and is a predicted model, not a curated record. The transcript is spliced from 2 exons.